Rotaria sp. Silwood1 is the source of this 1260-nucleotide messenger RNA. The record is from the annotation of a GenBank genome assembly. NCBI's taxonomy places the organism in Eukaryota, Metazoa, Rotifera, Eurotatoria, Philodinida, Philodinidae.
AUGCAAUCAAUUAUAGAUCGACCAUCCUUAUUGUCUGCUUCAAGUGGUUAUGAAAACUAUCGAGGUUUUCUUAAUCUUCUUUAUGUUAUAUUGGGAAUAGGAAGUUUUCAUCUUGUUAUUGAAAAUAUUCUUAAGUAUGGAUUAUUAGUUGAGUUUGAUUGGCCAUUAAGAUUUUUAAAAGAUCCAACUAAUUGGCCAUCAGUAUUUCUUAUUCUAUUGAGUAAUUUAUUUAUAUUAUUUCAAUUUUGGCUUGAAAUAAAAUUAAGUAAAAUAUCAUUAUUUAAAAAGCCUUUAAUAUUAUUUCAAAUACUUAAUCUUUGUUUAAUACUUAUUUUUCCUGUUAUUUAUAUAUAUCAUCGUCAACCAAAUUCUGCAGGUGCUUUUAUAGCUGUAUGUCUUUAUUCGAUUGUAUUUUUAAAAUUAGUUUCAUAUACACAUAUUAAUUAUCAAUGUCGUAUAGGUUUAUUAAAUAAAAAACAAGAUAAUUUAAAUUCUUUUAUCAUAUCUGAAGGUCCAAUAAUUUAUCCAAAUAAUUUAACGAUUAAAAAUCUUUAUUAUUUUUUAUUUGCACCAACACUUUGUUAUGAAUUAAAUUUUCCACGUUCACCAUGUAUACGUAAAAGUUUUUUAUUUCGACGUUUGGUUGAAAUACUUGUUAUUUGUUCAUUACAAUAUUGUUUAAGUCAACAAUGGAUAUUACCUAUAUUACGUACACUUGAUCGACCACUUUAUCAAUAUACUUUAUUAGAAAAUAUUGAACGUCUUUUACGUUUAUCAUUACCAAAUCAUUUAAUAUGGUUAUUAUUAUUUUAUGUUUAUUUUCAUUCAACAUUAAAUUUACUUGCUGAAUUAUUAUGUUUUGGUGAUAGAUUAUUUUAUCGUGAUUGGUGGAAUGCAACUGAUUUAUAUGAAUUUUGGAAUAGAUGGAAUACAAGUGUACAUGAUUUUUGUAAAAGACAUAUUUAUUAUCCAUUAAUUAGUCAUUUUGGUUUAAGUAAAUCUCUUGGUUCACUUGUUGUUUUUGUAAUAAGUGCUUUUUUUCAUGAGUAUUUAAUUAGUGUUCCAUUACGUAUGAUCCGUCCAUGGAGUUUUCUUGCUAUAAUAUUACAAGUUCCAAUAGGUUUAGCUGUUAAACGUGUAAAAGGUGAAAAUAAAACUUAUGGAAAUGUGGUUGUAUGGAUAUCACUUAUACUUAUUCAACCAAUUGCUAUUCUACUCUAUAUUCAAGAUUUAUUUUAUAGAGACUUUGUAAAUCAUUAG